Messenger RNA from Durio zibethinus, 5363 nucleotides. Lineage: Eukaryota; Viridiplantae; Streptophyta; Magnoliopsida; Malvales; Malvaceae. The record is from RefSeq and is a predicted model, not a curated record.
UUCAAUUUUUUCAUCAUGGGUCGCUUUCUUCUAUCUGCCCAUAAAUAAGGCUUCAACCUUUCUCCUCAACUCAUCUCAUCCCUUUAAUCGUUUUCCACUCUUAAGUUUUUGCUUAAAUUCAGUUUCUCUUUUUAAAAAAACCCUUUUCCCUACUUCCCUCCUUGCUGCAUUUGUCUUUUUCUAACCUGCUUUUAAUCCCCUUGUUCUUCUCUUUUUUUCCUCUCUGUUUCUCUCAUUGAUUGCUAACGGUUCGGAAGACGAGUCUGUCUAAACCAUUUCCAGUCUUCACCCAUAACUGAUUUUACAUAUAUUCCUAUUAUCUUUCUUGUUAAUUGCUCUCCUGUUGUCUCUGUUUUAUUCUGUCAUUUGCUUUGCUUGUUUGCUUGAAACUAAACAAUCAACCAAAAAAUAAACAUGGAACCAAUUGCAACUGGCACUGCAGCCAGACUUUCUUCGGAAGCUGGGAAAGGCAUCUUUCAUGAAAUCAAACGUCAUAUGAGAUAUGUAACUAUCUAUAAGAAAAACGUUGAAAAUUUCGAGGAGAAAUGAAGAUGUUGUUGGCGAAAAGAGAAAGUGUUCAGAAAGAGAUCGAAGUUGCAGAAAGGAACGUGGAGAAGAUUAAACCGCACGUCGAGCUUUGGUGCAGUACUGUGGACAAGGUCAUCAAAGACGAGGUGAAAAGUGUGAAGGAUCUUCAAGACAAAGCAACCACCAAGUGCUUCAUUGGCUUGUGUCCUAACAUUAAGUCUCGCUACCAACUUAGCAGGAAAGCAGAAGAAGUUGUCGCCGCUGUUAAUGAACACCUUCAACAAGGUGAAUUCAACAGUGUUUCAUGCCCUGCUCCUCCGCCAGAAAUAGUUGACGCAACACCUAAAGAUUUUGAGAACUUCGAAUCAAGAGCAAUGGUUUUUAAAGACAUCACGGAGGCAUUGAAAGAUGAUACUAUCAACGUGAUAGGGGUGUAUGGGAUGGCUGGCGUGGGCAAAACCACUCUAGUCAAAGAAGUCGCUAGACAAGUCAAAGAAAAUAAGUUAUUUGAUUCGGUGAUCAUGGCAAUUGUGAAUCAGACUCCUGACGUUCAAAAAAUUCAAGACCAACUUGCAGAUUUAUUGGGUCUAAAAUUAGAAGAAACGAGUAUGGUUGUAAGAGCAGGUCGAUUGCGCGAAAGAUUGAAGAAAGAGAAGAAGGUUCUCGUUAUUUUAGAUGAUAUUUGGAAGAAACUAGAUCUGAAUGAUGUGGGGAUUCCUUUAGGAGAUGAGAAUAAGGGAUGCAACAUAUUGCUCACGUCAAGAGAUCUAAAUGUUCUAAGGAAUGAGAUGGAUGCUCAGAAAAAUUUUGCUCUCUCUGUUUUAGAAGGUAAAGAAGCUUGGGACCUGUUUAAGAAGAUGGCUGGGGACGAUGCUGAAAGUCCUGAGUUGCGAUCUACAGCAAUCGAAGUAGCGAAAAAAUGUGCAGGACUGCCUGUCGCCAUUGUAACAGUUGCAAGGGCUUUAAGAAACAAAGGGUCAUUCGCGUGGAAUGAUGCUUUGAGAAAACUACAAAGGCCUUCCCCAACAAACUUCACUGGAAUACCAGCACAUAUUUAUUCAGCGAUAGAGUUGAGUUACAACCAGUUGGAAAGCGAAGAACUCAAACAGACAUUCUUGCUUUGUGGUCUACUAGGUCAUAACACUGCUAUUGGAGACUUGCUGAAAUAUACCAUUGGUUUGGGUUUAUUUCAUGGUGUCAACACAGUAGAAGAAACCCGAGAUAGAUUGCUGACAGUGGUGAGUGACCUCAAAUCCUCUUGUUUGUUGCAUGAUAGUUACACCAAUGUGCGUGUUGAUAUGCAUGAUCUCAUUUGUGAUGUGGCGUUAGCAAUUGCUUCUAGGGACAACAAUGUGUUUGCAUUAAAAGACGAAGAUGUUCUGAAAGAUUGGCCUAAUGGAGAGACAAUGGAAAAAUGCACCAUGAUUAGUUUGAGAUAUGCUAAUAUUAGCUAUUUUCCGAAAGAGUUGAAAUGUCCGCGACUUACCUUUUUCUUUGUGGGUAGCAAGGAUUCUUCUGUGAAAAUACCAACCAGCUUUUUCAUGGAAAUGAAAAAUCUUGAAGUAUUAGAUUUGACUAAGAUGCAUUUUUCGUACUUACCUUCAUCAAUUAGUCUUUUAAAAAAUCUUCGAACAUUGUGCCUAGAUCAAUGUGUGCUGGGAGAUAUUACCCUUAUUGGAGAGCUUAAGAAUUUAGAAAUUCUUAGCCUUUUGAGUUCUGAUAUUGAAAUGCUGCCUAAGGAAAUUGGGCAACUGGUUAAACUAAAGUUGUUAGAUCUGAGUGACUGUACCAAACUCAAGAUUAUUCCAAAAGACUUGUUCCCAGCGAAAUUGAAAAGAUAUAAGAUUUUCAUAGGAGAUCAGGCAAGGGAUAGGUUUUUUAAGAAUGAAUGCUUGAGAGCACUUAACUUGAAGCUAAACACAAGCAUUCAUCAUUUGGAUCCUGGAAUUAAAAGGUUGUUGAUGAACACUGAAGAUCUGUACCUUGAAGAAAUGAAAGGUGCCAAGAUUGUCCUGCCUGAAUUCCAUGACUGGCAUUGUUUUCGAUAUUUGAAGAAUCUCCAUAUCCAAAAUGGUUUGGAGAUCCAAUAUAUCGUUGAUGAUCAUGAUGCAGUUGAUAUAAUUGAGUUUCUCCAAUUACGAUCUUUGACACUUGAAGAUCUACCAAAGCUCGUUAGCUUCUGCUCUGAGAACAAACCGGGCUCUGCUUUCAUACCUCAACAUCAGUUGCCACUUUUCAGUCGAAAGAUGGUCUUCCCUUGCUUGGAGAAUCUUCAUUUGUCCUCAAUCAAUGUUGAAAGGAUAUGGCACAGCCAGCUUUCAAAUAAAUCUGACUACACUCAGAAUCUGACAAGUUGCAUUUCCUACUUUGGCAAAGAUGAACCUAUCGCACUUGAGCAAUAUGAAGAUGAUAUGGCACAACCACCUGUCUGCAAGUUCCUUUUGCAAACUGGAAAGAAUGGAGGCAAUCACACAUUUGGAUUCCCAUCUUUGGACCAAGUAAUUGUAAGCCAGUGUUCUGAAUUGGAGAUCUUUUGCAAGGGAGAGUUAAAUGCUCCAACUCUGCAAAGAGUACAAGUAACUGACAAAGAUGAGAAGGGACAUUGGGAUGGUGACCUUAAUAGCACCAUUCAACAGUUGUUCAAAAAAAAGGUUGACUAUGAACCAAUGGAGUAUCUAAUGCUUACUGAGUUUUCCAAGGCAAUAGAGAUCUGGAGGGAUAAUCUUCAAAAAAGUUUAAAUUUAAAAAAUCUUAAAUGUUUGGAAGUUUAUGAAUGUAAUAGCAUGACAUAUGUAUUUACCACUUCCAUGGUUUUGGAUCUUGUGCAAUUGAAGCAGAUGCAAGUUAGAAAUUGUCCGAUGAUGGAGCAAAUUAUCACAAAUGAUGGAGUAGAGGAAGCAGCUACAAACACAAUCAUGUUCCCUUCCCUUCAAUCCAUAAGUAUUGUGUCAUGUUCAAACUUAAGAAGUUUUUAUUUGGGAAGUAAUACGGUGGAAUGUCCAUAUUUGACAGCACUUGGGUUAAUGGAUUGCCCUAAGAUGGUUGCAUUCAUAUCUUCAUCUCCAAGAGAGCAGAAUAUAGAUAAUAUUGGUAUUGCACCAUUGUUCAAUGAUAAGGUGAAAGGAUGCGACAAUGUGGAGAUAUUAGCUAGGCAGUACCUAAGCUUUUCGGAAACACUUAGAGAGAGCCAAUCGGAAAUUAUCUCUUUUCAACAACCCUUGUUUUGCGUCACUGAGAAUGCAUUCCCCAAUUUAGAAUGGUUACUAUUGGAAAAGAAUGACAUUAUGAUGGAGAUAUGGCAUGGACAACUUCCGACCCAAUACUUUUGCAAACUAACAGAUCUUUGGCUCGAAAGAGUUCCCAAUAGAUCAGUUACUAUCUUAAACAGUUUCACUCAUUUAUUACCAAAUCUUGAAAAGCUUGUUGUGAGAGAAGCUCCCUUCAGUAACAUAUUUCAAUGCGAAGGACUUGGGGGUGAGGAGGAACAUCCAGGAACACUUGCUCGGUUGAGUGAAUUAACGCUGCAUGAGCUUCCUGAGUUGACACAUAUCUGGAAGGAAGAAUUCCAAGUUGGAGAAGUUUUCAGCAACCUUUCAACACUACAACUGUGGAAAUGUGACAAAUUAAAGAAUUUAGUGCCGUCCUAUGUGUAUUUUAAACAUUUGACAACUCUGGAAGUGUCAAAUUGUCAAGGGCUUAAGAAUUUAGUAGCACUCCCAACGGCAAAAAGCAUGGUGGCACUCACAAAAUUGAGAAUUAUUGAUUGCCAAAUGAUAGAAGAAACCAUAGCUUAUGGAAGUGAUGAUGUGAAGGAUGGCAUCGUCUUCUCCCAGCUGAAGUCUUUGGAACUUUGUAGUCUUCCGAUCUUAUCAAGCUUCUGCUCAGGGGAUUAUGCCUUCGAAUUCCCUUCUUUGGAAGAGGUUAUUGUGAGAAACUGUCCAAAGAUGGAGAUUUUCUGCGGAGGAGAGUUAGCUACACCAAGUUUGCGGAGAGUGCAAUUUGCUGAAGAUAAAGAGCGUUGGGAUGGCAAUCUAAACACCACCAUGGAACAAAUUUUCAUAGAAAUGAAUUUCUUUAUAGUUGGUGUGGUGCUUCUUUGUUUCAGGAUGAAUGGAGCACACCUCUGCUCUACCACCAACCCUGUCAAAGCUGCCAUGUUUCAGGGUUCCAGAAGCCUAUUUCUCUACCUAACAAUGUACCUUGACAGUAGUUCGGAUUUUGAUAUUCUUAAAGAUCUUGUUUACGAAUAUUUUAGCUCCUCAUAUCGUGCAGAAUUCUCUGAAAUAUGUGGUUCUUUUAACAGAGUUUGGUUUCACUUUUAUUAUGAUGUUGUUAUGUUUAGAGAAUGUCCAGAAUUCUAUAGCGGAGGAAGAUUGUCUGACACAAGCUCAAGCUGGAUAAAAAGGAAUGUUUUCUAUGGUUUUGAGAGAAGUGCUUCACCUUAUGUUCUUUUGAGAAUUAAAGAUGAAUGGAGCACUCUCAGCACUACCACCAACCCUGUCAAAGCUGCCAUGUUUCAGGGUUCCAGAAGCCUAUUUCACUACCUACCAAUUCAUAUCCUUCUUUGCAUUUAUGGGACAAUUGCUAUUGGAUUGGUUCUUGCUGGGCGAUUGAAAGAAUUGAAAGUAGUAUAUAUUUUAACAGUUGAGCUCCUCACAUUGUACAGUAGAUAUUUUGAGUUCAAUAAAUUGUCUAUUGGUUUGUCGCAGUGGCUGUUGUGCUUAUAUAACACCCAAACCUUCAAGUGGCAAGACUACUUUGGCUGGCGGAAGAAACUGAGUGCAGCAAGAGCCAAGCCCUGCAGCAUUAAAGGCAAGCAUCACCUGGAUGAGUAG